Molecule: messenger RNA, 537 nt
Organism: Colletotrichum gloeosporioides
Lineage: Eukaryota; Fungi; Ascomycota; Sordariomycetes; Glomerellales; Glomerellaceae
Exons: 2
Source: RefSeq, a predicted model, not a curated record
AUGCCGGACUUGCUUCAAACGGCACCGUCAUUUGGCACACGGCAAGCAGGAAGCAGGAUGAUGCCACUGGCAGGGCUUCUCAGACAUUAUCCUGCCGGGAGAUUCACCCGUCAAUCAAUGAGGACGUUAGGUCCAGCACCCAACCGACCGUCUUUUCUGCAGGACAAUCUUGGACACGGCACACCCUCAGAUGCAUCUGCUGCUGGGCGCGGCUUUCCAGUUUCCAGCAACGGCAACGGCAACGCUGCUGCAGCAGCAGGGACGGCCACCAUUGGUCGCGGAAGGUGCAACGUGCAGAGUGCAGAAAGCAGCAGGCAGACCGCAGCAACAGCAGCGAACAAAAAAGAAAGGCAGCAGCAGCAGCAGCAGCAGAGGGAGCGUGGGCAAACGGCAACAGCGCAGGGUUCAGGGCUGCCCAAUGCCUGGCCCGUUCUUUCCCCAUCUUCUUUUGGGCCUGUUCCCAGCGUUGCGCAAUUGGCAGGAGCGACCACCCAAAAUGGACGGGAGGCAGGAAAGAGCAAGAGGCAGGCAGGCUCG